Molecule: messenger RNA, 1048 nt
Organism: Pogonomyrmex barbatus (red harvester ant)
Lineage: Eukaryota; Metazoa; Arthropoda; Insecta; Hymenoptera; Formicidae
Product: C-type lectin domain-containing protein 141-like
Source: RefSeq, a predicted model, not a curated record
GAGGAAGGACCGCUCGGCGAGUCCGCUUCACGCGGGUCCGACCGUAUCUUCCACGGGCCUUUAUCCCCACUAGAAUUUAUCUCGUCGCGUUACUACGCGCCUACGUCCCCACUAGAACACGGUCCCAAAUUUAGCGAAAGACCAUUGGUCGAUCGUAUGCUACUUCUAGAUUAGGAACUCCCUCCGUGCCAAUCACUAUUUUUGGCGGUUCGAGCUAGGCGUUCUAUGUGGUAUUCACGAAGCCAAUGAAACACUCUUCGCUCCGACAUGACCAUGAAUCUUUGCGAUGGUGUUUUAGCCAAGUUCAAUUGAAUCGAUUAAUAUACAUAUAGACUUUCAUGAUCGCACAACGAGGCCCGUUUAUCUACUCGCGCGGGACCAUCUUCAUCAGCAAAUCUAUCAAGAACCUGCCCAAUUUUCACACGAUUUCGAUUACGAUUCUUGAUUCAAUUUGGCGUCAUCGUUGUUAAUCUAUGCAACCCUAGCCGUCCCUGAAACCCUCUGUAGAUAGAACGUGCGUUGCCGGCAAUAGCAGCAGGCGCUACCCCACUCUCAUACUCUCCUGGAUCCGCUCUGGUGGCUUCUCGAGGCGAGUACUCUACCUUCGGACCUUCGCGCCAGUGCUCCCCACCGUACGAUGUACGGCCAAUCCGCGGCGAGGACGCCGGCAUGAAGCCUACGCGGCGACGGCCAAGCCGAUUCUCGCCGGCGCCCCAGCAUUUUAUACGGAAAAGACUCUUUAACGAAGCACAAGGUGCGCACGCACGAUCAACUUCACGCGACACCACGCGCGCACCGCGUCACACACACAUACGGGGAGGCGAGAGUGCGACGAAGACGACGACGCCGACGCCGACGCCGACGCCGACGACGACGACGACGACAACGACGACGACAACGACUGCGACGACCACGACACAGCCAUCACCAUCACAAAGACCACGACAGUACCGACCACGAGGACUAGUGACGUUUCUGUUUCAUCACCAUCUCCCUUUCCUCUCCCACGCACUGUUAACCUAGUAAAAGAAACGGGGAUCAACUUGGA